CAAUCAGACUAGAAAGGGGAUAUUAAAAUUUAUCGUCUCUCUCUCGAGUUUUUUUUAUUAUAUUUUUGUCUAUGUUAUGUUACGGUGAAAAAAAAGUGCACCACAAAGUGAUGAUAGUACUUGUUAAAAUCCAAAAAAGCCGGAUUAUUGAAAAACAAACCGAUUAAACUGAAACAAGAAACAGCAAAUGAGAAUUAUCGCGUAGAAUUUAAUCGCGAAAAUACACAGAAAAAUUUUAACGACUGUGAAAAACACAGUAUCGAUUUUCUCAUCAUCCCAUUAUAUGUACUUUUUCGUGUGUACACUCCGUGUGCAGCACUACCUGGAUUUCUGUCUAUAUUUAUAAAUUUUUGCAAAAAGCAAAAAAAAAAAAGAAAAACUAUCAAGUGAACAUCAUCAACGAGCGGGCAAACAGAGGAAGUGUAAUUAAAAAAUGUUUCCUUGUUCCAGCGAUGAUCAUUAAAAAGUGCGUGUAAUUACCGAUGUAGACACAAAUUGCUUAUAGACACUCAAUAAAAGUCUCUUGAAGAACCCAUAAAAAUGUUGUCGUACAUGAUUCCCGUCGAAGAGCAUUCACCAAAUCGUAAUCUAAGUCUCAAUUUGAAUAACAUCACAAAUACCACAAAUAAUGGUAAUAGUGACACAACGACAACGACAAUUAUUACGAUAAAUAAUUUGCACCAAGACGAGCAAGACGAAGAUCUCGUCGACGAAAAUACCAAAUUACUGAGCUAUGAGAAAAAACAGGCGAAUGGUGAUGCAAUAAAGACACAACUGAGUGAUCAGCAGAAGAAUCAAAAGAACAUUUUGAAGAACGCAGUGUCAAAUUGUGAUGAGAAAAAGAAUGGACAUGCAGUAAAAAGUGAUAAUAAUGUUGAGUAUUUGGGAAAUAAGUUGAAAAGCAUGAAGAAAAACAUGGAAGAACAGAAACAACAAGAACAAUCACAAAAGGAACAGAUACAACAGAAAAAAGUCACACUAAAAAGAGUCUCAUUCGGUUCCUCGAAAGGGUCAAUGGUAGAAACAGUGGUCUACGAAACGCCAACUCCCGUUUCCGAGUAUCCCGAACGGUUCAUUGGCUAUCACUCGGGGCAUCCAACUGUGCCAGUUCAUCAAGUAAUCAAUGGAAAUAACCACCACCAACAACUGAACGACACUCCUCCCAAUGCCUCAGCCAGUACAAGCCUUAACGAUAGCGGAAUCGCGGAAAUGCAACAAGAAGAGAUUGAACGUUCGAAAGUACGAGUAAGUUUCUUCGAAAAUAGCAAACCCCAAGUUAUAAGUUCGCCGGAAUUCAAUAGCUUGAUAUUAUACGGAGACACAGUAUUUGGAGAUACAUUUGCCAAUAGUCAGGAAGUGUAUGUUAACGGUGAUUUAGUACAAUAUAGCGGUGCGAGUGAUCUCUUAGGCAGCGACGAAAACUCAAAUAAAAUGGCAACAAUGACAGAAUUACCACCAAACUACGAUAGACAACACAGCACGGAUUCUGGUUGGGAUAACCCUUUCAGACCAGAUGGCGAUUUAUCCAAAGAAGCUGAUGAAAUAGUUAAUUUAAUCAAAGGAGGCAAACCAAUUACCCCAACGUCGGAAAACCACAUGAACGGAAACGGAAAUGCACUAAAGGACAGUGUGAUUACAGAAAAUGGAACAACAGUCGUUGAUGGUGCUGUCAAAUCUGAAUCAAAGCAGCUACAAUCAUCAAAGUCCCCCACAAAGGCAGCAACAAAGAACGGUGAUACACAACAAAUUUCAAAUCAAGUUAUACCGGGUCCACAAUCCGCCACAAAUGUUGUCAUCGACGACAAAAAGAAAAAGAAAAGAUGUUGUGUAAUACAAUAGGGCAGUACUAAUAAUAAUAAAAAUAAAAUUUAUAAGAAUAAAACUAAUAAAAAUGAACAUAUUCAGAAAAAUAAAAACUAUUAUUAUGAUAAGAACAUUUUACAAAUUUUUAUUAUCUUUAUCGUAACUUUCCUUUUAAGAGUCAUUAGAAUUUUAUAAUAUGUUCAAACAAUAGAUUUCCUCUUUUUUUUAUUAAAAUAAUUCACGUAGAAAAACUUUUCUACCAAAAAAAUAACUAAACUUAUUAAAAAACAACGGUAAAGA
This is a messenger RNA of Culicoides brevitarsis, 2103 nucleotides long. RefSeq lists its product as uncharacterized. The record is from RefSeq and is a predicted model, not a curated record. Bases 541 to 1839 code for a protein of 432 amino acids. The transcript is spliced from 7 exons. NCBI's taxonomy places the organism in Eukaryota, Metazoa, Arthropoda, Insecta, Diptera, Ceratopogonidae.